Molecule: messenger RNA, 4865 nt
Organism: Tachysurus vachellii
Lineage: Eukaryota; Metazoa; Chordata; Actinopteri; Siluriformes; Bagridae
Gene: lrtm1
Product: leucine-rich repeat and transmembrane domain-containing protein 1
Exons: 3
Coding region: 140-1414 (424 amino acids)
Molecular function (GO): protein binding
Source: RefSeq, a predicted model, not a curated record
GAUAGACAGACAGACAGACAGACAGACAGACAGACAGACAGACAGACAGACAGAUAGAUAGAUAGAUAGAUAGAUAGAUAGAUAGAUAGAUAGAUAGAUAGAUAGAUAGAUAGAUAGAUAGAUAGAGUACUUAGAGUGGAUGAAGAAAUCAGAAAGGGAGGGAGAGAGCAAAGCAAACAAGGAGAGAUCAAGAAAGCAAGAGAAAGAGAGAGACAGAGAGAGAGAGAGAGAGAGAGAGAGAGAGAGAGAGAGAGAGAGAGAGAGAGAGAGCUCCAUUCUCAAACCUCCACAUUGCCAUACACAGUGGACUAACCCUGGACACACUAAGCGGAGGAGUGGUCAGGGAGCCAUGACAGGAGGUUUGUUCCUGACACUGUCCACCCUGUUACUGGUCCAGGCUGUCUCCUCCUGCCCGAAGGAGUGCUGGUGUGACAGUCAUGCCAAAGUGGUGGAUUGCAGAGGACGAGGAUUGUAUGAAAUUCCGCACAAGCUUUAUCCAGACACUCUGGAGCUACACCUUCAGGACAACCACAUACGAGGCAUCGGUUCCAUGUCUUUCCGGGAAACACCAUACCUGCGAGUUCUGGAUCUGGCCAACAACAGCAUCACUAUGAUUUCUCCCAGUGCCCUUCUAGGGCUUAGGACCUUAAAGACCCUGAUCCUGGCCAACAACUCUAUCCGGGAAGUGGAUCGCCGGUUAUUGGGCUCGAUACGCAAUCUAACACACUUGGACCUGUCUCAUAACUACAUAGCAGGGCUGCCAGGAGCACUAGCUGAUAGUUUCCACCAUCUAACCCACUUUUCAUUGCACUAUAACCGGCUGACAAAGCUGGAUCGCAUUCAUCUGGAUGCCCUUGGGAGCCUACAGGUGCUGCACCUGACGAAUAAUCCCUGGAAGUGCGAUUGUCACAUGAUAGGGCUUAAGCUAUGGUUGGAAACAUUCACUUUUAAAGGUGGCGUGGUGGACGGAGUUCCGUGCCAUGAGCCGCACUCAAUGCGUGAUCGUGACCUCCGCCACGUUCCCUAUGAGCUCUUCCACACCUGCAUGAGCACCAGCUACAGUUACUUGUUUGCCAACAUCCAGCACAUGGAGAAACAGCAGCGGUUGCUUCGAGGUGUCCCGUACCCGAGCCUGGAUGCUCCGGUUGAUCAGGAACCGGAGUGUGAACCCAAGCAGAAAGCACGACCCAUUAACCUGCGCCACGCCAUAGCUACAGUGAUCAUCACUGGCAUUGUGUGUGGAAUUGUGUUACUCAUGAUGCUGGCUGCUGCUGUGUACGGGUGUGCCUAUGCUGCUAUCAUGGCGAAAUACCAGCGGGAGCUAAAGAAGCAGGAAGAGGAGGCAGGAAGGAUUGAGAAAGAGAAAACGGACAAAGGAGGGGGGAAAGAGCUGCUGGAAAAUGCCAUAGCAUGAAAAGGAGUAUUAUGGCACAGAGAGAGAAAGAAAGAGAGAGCGCGAGAGAGAGAGUGUGAAAGAGAGAGAGAGAGAGAGAGAGAGAGAGAGAGAGAGAGAGAGAAAGAACAAGAUAGAAAGAGAUGCAAUAAUACUCAUACCUCACCCAGGGAUAUUACAUAGCCAAGCCUCUUGCAUGGCAAACUCUUUAAAAAUUGUAAGAUAGAGCUAUACACAUGCUUAGGGAUCUUGUUCAUGCAUAGAGUUUAUCACAACUAUUGCGAUAUCUUCUCAGACGGACUCAAACUUGAUUUCUGCUUUCUGUCAUCUAUUGUAUCGCUCAUUCCAUACACUGUCCUCUCUAAAGAAGAAGUCGAACAGGAGAGAAGAGACGUGUUCUGUAAUGCAGUAUAGCCACAGUACAGUCAAAAAUGUAAAUAAUAUUGGCAUCCUUAAUGAAAAUGAAAAGAAAAAAAAGAAAACGCCUCAAAUCUUCCGUUCACACUAACAGAGAAACAAACUACCUCUAACUCCAAUCAGUCUCAUCCCCAUCUCGUAAAAAUAUUGAAAUAAUAAUUAAAGUAAAUGCAAAUAAAAUCUAAAACAUAGUUUUGUUUUGUUUUUCAUUUGCAAGUCUAGGAAAUCUAUUGAUGGCACUGAAGACUCUCUGGGAAAUCGACUAAUGUAUAUCACUGAAUCCCCUUUUGUAUAAUAAUGAGGUUGCAAAAUCUCCCUGCUAUUCAUUACCAUGUGGAAUAAAAGAAAAACUGAGCAAAAUAAAUAAAUAAAUAAAUAAAUAAAUGAAAAUCUGCCAAUAAUUGGCUACAUUUUGCCUGCCUCCACUGCGAGGAGGAUGAUAAAGUAGAAAAAAAGAAGAACCUGAAGAUCACGUUUUCAAAAUAGCACAGUUUCUUCCAUUCCUCAGAUCUUUCCUCAUUCCAUUCUUGUCACGUUUCGAAAUCCGCUGUUACAGUAUACCCCGCCUCGAUUCACCGGCGGUAUCGACUUAGAAGCCUUUCCUGAGAGCACUUCAAGCUAACGCAUCACCAGAAAUUGAUAGAGGUUCAGUGGAACUACAGCUGAAAUAGAGCUUUGUAGAUAGAUGAGGGCAAAAUCAAAGCAUGUAUCUGUGUAUGUCUUUCUGAAGGAGACCAUACACAAUAAUCCCUGAAUGACUCUGCCAGGAAAUGAAGACAGCACCUUAAACAGCUCUUUCAUAAAUCACUGGCAUCUAACAUACAUCCAAAUCAACUGAGACACAGUCAUGGUGCACAGCAUCAGUGUAUUAGCAGUAAUUAUCUUUUCCUCCAGAUUGUAAACUUGAUGGUUUUGUUUUAGGAUCGUAGUUUAAAAGCACAAAUCUAUGAACAUAAGGAGUCUAAGUGUCUCCAACCAUGACAAACAUUAAGGUAAUAGUUUGAUUGCUAUAAUAAUAAUAAUAAUUGUAAUAAGAGGGUCUUGGUGGUUAGUAUGUUUGCCUCACACCUCCAUGCAUGAGGGCUCAAUUCCUGCCUCCGCCAUGUGUGUGUGGAGUUUGCAUAUUCCCCCCGUGCCAUGUGGGGAUCUCCCUUGGUACUCUGGUUUCCUCCUCUAGUCCAAAGACAUGUAUUGUAGGCUAAUUGGCAUUGCUUAAUUGUCCGAUGUGUAUGUAAGUGCGUUUGAUAUUGCCAGGGUAUACCCUGUGCGGUGCCCAGAGCCUCCUGGUAAUGGGUAGAUAAAAAUAAUAAUUUCACAUUUUAUAUAACCGCACAUUAUAGACAUGUAUACAUUUGCUCAUUUUUAUAAAGAGUGCCAAUAAUUACAGACUUUACCCGACCUUCAGAGAUACAAUAAGGCCAAAGAUACCGGAUACAUAUCAACAAGCUCUAGCUAUAUAACUGGGGUAUUAUUUUGUCUAAUGCAAGUGUGUUUAAUGACAAUAUGGACAACAUAGAUCUCGACUAUUAUAGUGGUUUUGUGAUUAGGGUUCAGUUGGACUGUUUCUUGUCUUCAGGUGAAGUUGGCAGCUUCUACUAUGCAUAUGUCCUUGUUUUUGUGCAUGUCUGUGCUGUACUGUACUUAAUCAAUGUUUCUAUCUCAUCUAACUCAACCUUUGACUAAUUUAGAUAAGAUAAGAGUUUAGUGUUUAAAACGAUUUGCAGUUUGCACAAAAAAAAAAAACAACCCUCAGAAAGAGGGAGAUGGCACACACACACUCAUAAAUAUGGAUGUGGAAGGGGGUGUGAAGGGCAUGGGGCUCUUAUAUAACACACUGCACACACACACACACACAUACAUCUUCACAUGUACACACAAUCACAUCAGACAUGUUUUUAGGGGGAAAAAAACAUAGGCCUACAAGAAAGAUUUGCUGCCACACACACACACACACACACACACACACACACACACGCACAACACGCACACACAGAGAGAGACACACACAUGCUUUAGUUGCCCUGGGAGCGUGAUGUCAUCAGCUUGUCGGGUUGUGUUAGUGCUUGUGAGGCGAAAGCUUAUUGGGGUGGUCUAUAAACUUAAGCUCUGUCUGGCUGGUUUGUGUGUGUGUAUGUGUGUGUGUGUGUGUGUGUGUGUGUGUCCUUUACCCUUUGUACUAAGUCAAAAUCUCUCAGCAUCAAAAGUAUUUGUUGUACAGUAAACCUUACUGCUACAUGACCGACACUGAUUAUAGAACUCCAUAAACAGCUGCUUUUUUUCCAGUAAUUGAACUAAAAAUUAAAGAACACAGAAGGAUUUUGCCUCUUUACCUCCUUUUCUUCCAGUUUUUGCACUUUAAAGAAAAAUUGUGCUCAUACAUUUGUCAGCUUUUCUUUCCCAUAAUCAUUAUUGGAAAUGUAUCACCACUAAAUAUAUUUCCAAGUGAUUUAACUGAAUAACAUUAAAACGAUUAGUUCUCGUACAUCCAACAUGUUUUGAGAGUUUAUUUUCAAUUUCCUGAGCUCACACCUAAGCUGAGAAUCGAACCCAUGACUCUGGGUAGACAGACUAAUGGACAAACACACACACACACACACACACACACACACACACACACACACACACACACACACACACACACACACACACACACACACACACACACACACACACACACACACACACACACACACACAUAUACACACACACAGAGCAUUAAUACUGUGCCUGAUACAUUCAUACCAGUACUACAAGCACAACAAUGGAAAAUAAUAUCUGGUUUGUGGAGGCGCUGGUCCCUUGGAUGAACCGUACUGAGGAAAGUGAUGAAUUGUACAUGUUAAAUAAGCUACAGUAUAAAGGUAUGUGGUCUAGCUAACAAACAAAUGUACAAAAAGCAUUGUCUAUGCAAAAUUCUACCCUGAACCAUAGAUUCAUCCUGGUAUUGCCGUAAAACUAAUUUGUGUGUGUGUGUGUGUGUGUGUGUGUUUUGUUUAUGCUAACAAAGAGAAAAUUGUUGAUGUUUAUUAUUUAUUUAUGAAUAAUAUAUGUGUAU